Dromiciops gliroides (monito del monte) is the source of this 1202-nucleotide messenger RNA. RefSeq names its product aminolevulinate dehydratase (gene ALAD). Gene Ontology annotation, molecular function: porphobilinogen synthase activity; zinc ion binding. The transcript is spliced from 12 exons. Bases 119 to 1111 code for a protein of 330 amino acids. The record is from RefSeq and is a predicted model, not a curated record. Gene Ontology annotation, cellular component: cytosol. Gene Ontology annotation, biological process: heme biosynthetic process. Lineage: Eukaryota; Metazoa; Chordata; Mammalia; Microbiotheria; Microbiotheriidae.
CGGGUGAGCCCGCCCCACCCCCACGUGGGUAGACUUAGGAGAGCAGCCCCGAGCUUUGCAGUCGGCAGUGGGCUUUGGAUCUCCUCGGCGGCUCCUGGACUCCCUCUGAACCCCAGUCAUGCAGCCCCAGUCCAUUCUUCAUAGCGGUUACUUCCACCCCCUUCUGCGGGACUGGCAGGCAGCAGCCAGCACCUUGGAUGCCUCCAAUCUCAUCUAUCCCAUCUUUGUCACGGACAUUCCUGAUGCUGUGCAACCAAUUGACAGCCUUCCUGGCAUUGCCAGGUACGGCGUGAAUAAACUAGAAGAGAUGCUUCGGCCCUUAAUAGCCAAGGGCCUGCGAUGUGUCCUGAUCUUUGGGGUACCCAGCAAGGUCACCAAGGAUGAGUUGGGCUCAGGGGCUGACACAGAAGACACCCCAGCCAUUCAGGCAAUCCGUCUGCUGCGCAAGGUCUUUCCCAGUCUUCUGGUGGCCUGCGAUGUGUGCCUGUGUCCCUACACCUCACAUGGUCACUGCGGGCUCCUGAGGGAGGAUGGCUCCUUCCGGGCUGAGGACAGCAGCAGACGGUUGGCAGAAGUCGCUCUAGCCUAUGCCAAGGCAGGCUGCCACGUGGUAGCUCCAUCGGACAUGAUGGAUGGGCGAAUUGCUGCCAUCAAAGAGGCAUUGAUCACCCAUGGGCUUGGCAACAAGGUAUCGGUGAUGAGCUACAGUGCCAAGUUUGCUUCUUGUUUCUACGGUCCUUUCCGGGAUGCAGCACAUUCCAGCCCAGCUUUUGGUGACCGGCGCUGUUACCAGUUGCCUCCUGGGGCUCGGGGGCUGGCCCUUCGAGCUGUGGAUCGAGACGUCCGGGAGGGAGCGGAUAUCCUGAUGGUCAAGCCAGGGUUGCCGUACUUGGACAUUAUAAGAGAAGUGAAGAACAAGCACUCUGUCCUGCCCCUUGCUGUGUAUCACGUUUCUGGGGAGUUUGCCAUGCUGUGGCAUGGGGCCCAAGCCAGGGCCUUUGACCUCAAGACCGCUGUGAUGGAGGCCAUGACAGCCUUCCGAAGAGCAGGUGCCGACAUCAUCAUCACCUACUACACACCUCAGCUCUUAGAAUGGCUAAAGGAGCCGUGAUAGACAGAGAGAGUACAAGAACUAAGAACUUUUUAAAAAAUGAAGAAAAAAAAAAAAGAAAAGAACCCAGAGGCCUUAGCGAAGUGCAAAU